This is a messenger RNA of Pseudonaja textilis, 1068 nucleotides long. Lineage: Eukaryota; Metazoa; Chordata; Lepidosauria; Squamata; Elapidae. The record is from RefSeq and is a predicted model, not a curated record.
CCGCCGGAGGAGGAAGAGGAGGAGGAGGAGGAGGAGGAGGAAGAGCCGGAGGAGCCCGCGGAGGAGGACCUCAGCCGGACCCUGUGGGUGGAGCGCUUCGAGGAGCUGCUGCAGGAGCCCCAGCCCCCGCGAGGCGGGGAGGAAGCCGGACGGAGCUACAGCGAGGAGGAUUUCGAAUACCACCGCCAGUCCUCCCACCACAUCCACCACCCGCUCUCCGCCCACCUGCCCUCUGACGGACGGAGGAGAAAAGGAUCGAAGAACGAGAAGAAGAAGAAAAAGAAGAAGAGGAAGAAGGAGGAAGAGGAAGAGGAGGAGAAGAAGAAGACCCCCUCGGCGCCUGGCAAGACCCCCACCAUCGAAGAAGAGGCGGAAGGGGGCCCGGACGAGGAAGGCGAGGAUGACACCGGUGACACCGAAACCGACCCGACCCCGGACGAGCUCCUCGCCAACAGUUCUCCGGAAGGGGUGCAGUUCUUCCUACAGGAGGAUGACGCCGCCGAACGGCAGAGCCCGCUCGCCGCGGAGCCGGACCGACUCCCGCCUCUAUCCUCGCGACCGACCGGGAGUCCCCCGAUGGACGGAGCCGCGAAAACGAGCAGCUCCGAGUUCGACGAGGCCGGCCCGUUCGAGGGCGCCUCCCCCAACGAGCGCCCGCUCUCCAAAGCGCCGCCGGCCCACCGCAGCUACAACCUGAACGAACGCCGGCGCAUCGGCAGCAUGACGGGGAUGGAGCAGGCCCGCUACCAGAAGGUGCCGACAGACGAAUCGGAGGCCCUGACCUUGGCGUCGGCUGACCUGGAUUACAUGAAGAGUGAGGAGCGGGAAGGGCGGAGAAAGGGGGGGAGGGGGGAAGCGUUUUGGAGAAGCACCGGACAAGGUCCAACGCCGCGUGGAGGGGGUUGUCGCAGAGGGGAUUUGGACGGCGGAGAUUUUACGGAGGGGAUUUUACGGAGAGGAUUUCGACGGCAGGGAUUUUACGGAGAGGAUUUCGACGCCGAGGAUUUCGAUAGCAGGGAUUUUACGGAGGGGAUUUCGACGGCGGGCAUUUUACGGAGAGGAUUUUGA